Molecule: messenger RNA, 1108 nt
Organism: Cuscuta campestris
Lineage: Eukaryota; Viridiplantae; Streptophyta; Magnoliopsida; Solanales; Convolvulaceae
Source: the annotation of a GenBank genome assembly
ACCAACAAGACGUCACCUUCAUCAGACAUGAGAAAUCCAUAUCUGACCGGAGGAUUACGUAUCCGGUCUGACCUACGUGGUAUAUCUUGAGCAAUUUGAGGUUCAAUUGCUUGAUCUCUUUGCUCAUGUUCCAACACUAUCGGGACUUCUUCUUGUGGUUCUCGAAUUUCUUCGAGGUCUACCUUUCUCCCACUAGUGAUAGUAGAAAGAAACUCCUUCUCAAGGAAGGAUACAGAAAUGAUGUUUCUGCUUAUACUAAGUACAAACAGACAAUUAUUCAAAUGCAUUAUAAGACCACUAGGUAGAGAUAAACUAUAGGUUCCGACGGUCAAUGCAUAGACGAGUGCGCCAUUGCCAACUUUUAGUUGUAUCUCUCCCUCCGUCAAUUGUCUACAUUCAUGCAAGUUCUGCAUAGAAGUACAGAUGUGGGAACCACAUCCAGUAUCCAUCACCCAAGAGGUGAUAUCAGACAUAUUGACUUCGAUAACGUAAAUACUUGAGUUUUGGGGCUGACCCUAGUAAAGGUCUCUUAAGCAUUGUAUCAUAGGAUGCACUUCCAUGUCCGCGUGGAGCCUUUGGAGCUCCGCAGUCAUACUGGCCAUAAUGAUACACUUUACAUCUCGCGCGUCGUCCUCAUACUUCUUGAAGGAAGUGAGUUCGGACGCACGAGCAUUAGCAUCAGGGCUCUUGGGAGGAUCCGUUUCGAGGAUGUAGAGUUUCUUCUCACAGUUAAGAACGAUUCGGAGGUUCAUCUCCCAGUCAAGAAAGUUGGUCCCGGAUAACUUAUUGUUUUCCAGGAUGUAACGCAGGUUGAAAGGGUUGUUAUUGUUUGCCAUCUACAGAAAAUUUUGCAAACUAGGUUAUCUAUCAUGUUUAAUAAUUAAUUAGGCCUUUAAUUAAUUAUCUCCCACUAUUUUUAACAAAUCAAUAACCCUCGAUAUUGAUUCGGAGAUUUCCGGCGAAACCUCUAGUGGGCCAAGAUCCAUAUUUCAUUAUCUUGCGUUCCGCUUGGGCGUUACUCCACAAGACAACUAUUUAGGUAGGAACAUAGUUCCAACUGAUGAGCCGGGCUCUCAGCUCUUGGUCUGGUGUUGGGCGAACAAUAUUA